CAAGAUUCUUCAUACUCCAACGUUAUAAUACGCCAUUGCGUUUAAUGCUGUCUUCCCAGUUAGAUAUAUACUAGUCCAACUCUGUUGUGUCAGCUGUGAGCGAUAGACCUCACAUUUUAUUGGCCCGCCGUCUUUCCAACUAUAUCCACUCAGAAUUUAUCAUGGUCAAAAUUGCCAUAGCGGGAGCUUCUGGACAGCUGGCUAGGGAGAUCCUAGACGGACUUGCUGAAACUGGCAAACACGAGAUUAUCGGGUUGGUCAGAAAGGACCCCAAGUUACUUCCAAAACCCCGAGGGGUUCGCUGGGCACAGACCAACUAUGAAAAUAAGUCGCAGCUAGUUCAUCUUCUCCGUGGCGUGCACACAGUUCUAUGCUUCUUCAUCUCACACAAAGACCCAGGCGGAGUCAGUCAGAAGCGUCUAAUUGAUGCCGCUAUUGAAGCGGGCGUUGAACGAUACGCUGCAAGUGAAUGGUCUAUCGGUAGCAAACUUGAAAACGUCCGCGAUGCAGUCCCUUGGUACUCCAGCAAACUCGAUGUCCGCAUGUACUUACAAGAAUUAAAUCAGAAAGAGAAAGUUCUAGAGUACACUUUAUUCCAUCCAGGACUAUUUAUGAACUACCUUGGAUAUCCCCGCCAGACAACGAAGCACAUUACGGUCUUUCCACUCUUGUUCGACUUUGAUGGAAUGCGCGCGAUUGUGGGUGAACAAAGCCUAGACGCAAAGAUAGCCUACACAGCUGUUGAGGACAUCGUUGGGGUUGUUGCCCGUGCGGUAGAGUACGAGGGUGAGUGGCCGAGAGUUGGGGGGGUUGUAGGAAGCCAGGUCACUGUUGCACAGCUCCUAGAGCUAGGGGAGAAGAUACGAGGCAGGCCCUUUGACAUCGAGUGGGUCAAGAAGGACGCUCAGGUGGGCAGCGUCAAAGUGAGCUGGCUUCCACCGCUGGAUGAGCAGGUUCUGGCACAUGUUCCAAUGGAACAACAGGAGGCGUUCCAAACGGCCGUCGUGACAGGCACUUUGGUCGCGGUCACUGGAGGGGCCUGGGAGACGACAGAGGAGUGGAACCAGCUUCUGCCUGACUACAAGUUUACUAGCUUGGAAAAGUUUCUGAAGCAAGUCUGGGAGUCGACAUAGCAGCUACGGGGGUUUCUAGGAUGCAGAAUCUUUAGCAAUGGAAAGCC
Ilyonectria robusta is the source of this 1180-nucleotide messenger RNA. RefSeq lists its product as uncharacterized. NCBI's taxonomy places the organism in Eukaryota, Fungi, Ascomycota, Sordariomycetes, Hypocreales, Nectriaceae. The record is from RefSeq and is a predicted model, not a curated record. The coding region runs from base 162 to 1133 and encodes 323 amino acids. The transcript is spliced from 6 exons.